This is a messenger RNA of Enterobius vermicularis (human pinworm), 1677 nucleotides long. NCBI's taxonomy places the organism in Eukaryota, Metazoa, Nematoda, Chromadorea, Rhabditida, Oxyuridae. The record is from the annotation of a GenBank genome assembly.
AUGAGGUCUAUGGUAGAAGCAGAUUGCGGUCGACCGAAUGAUCUGGUGAAAUUUUCAAAGACGGUUAUUCGAGAGGCUCCCAAUAAUUUGUCGCCGUUGAAAUCUUUACCGCUUCCCAUUCAUCUUAAUCUUGGUGAUCAACUUGCGGAAGAGUAUCUUCGUGGUUUGUCCAACAAAGAUGAAACUCCAGCAACCUUUGACUUGUUCGAACUUAAAAAGCAGUUGAUGAAAAUAUCCAACGGAGAAAGCUUUGACCGUCAGUUAUUAGAUCCUGGCUCUGAAUUUCGAAAUUUCUCCUUGAAAUCAUCUUCAUUAACUCCUUCUGUCGUUGCCCACCGGUGGAUUGACGAAAUGGCUGCUGCAUCAACUAGCAGACUGGCUUCAGAAUGGUCAGAAGAAUAUUCCAGAUUAUCGGGCCGUGAAAGUUUGGAAACAAUUUGGGAAAAUGAUGAUUCGGAAAAAGCUUUUCAUAAUCCUAAUUUCUUGUUUAACGGUUUUCUUGAGCGAGCAUUGGGUAAAAUGGGGUUUAAUCAAUACUUGUUAAGAGCAUCUUCUGACGUAUGGGCAUCGGAAUUCCUAUCUCAAUUCGAUAACUCUCUUAAACACUCUAAAAUUACGGAGAGUUCCUGGGUCGCAGAAUUUCUUGAAAAGGGAUUACUUGGCACGUCAAAUAAUUUUUUGGAUUCCCUUGACCAUGGUGCUGGUGAAGAUUUAAGAUUGAUGGAUACGGUUGACCUACAUAGUUUGUUGUAUAAUAAUUACUCGUUUGAUGCUCAGAAUCCUUUCGUAAACUCUGAAAAUCCUGUUCAGACUGCUCUUGAAUCUAUACAUUUAGGACAAUUGCCGCAGGCCAUUCUUUGCUUAGAGGCAGCACUGCAAAAAACCCCCAACUACUCUUUGGUUAAUUUGCUUUUUAUGGAAUUAGAAGCAUGGUACUUGUUGGGCCUGUGUCAAGCAGAAAAUGAAGAUGAUGUGAAGGCGAUAUGUGCAUUAACCCGUUCUUUAGAGCUGGAUAGUUCCAAUGGUGAUGUGUACCUAGCGUUGUCUGUUUCUCUUGCCAAUGAAUCUUUGGAGAAGGCCGCUUUGACGCAGUUGAAUCUCUGGAUUCAUUCACAUCCAGUUUACAAUAAGUUUUUGCAGAGCUACUCAGGUGUCGAAAUGUCCUUUAUAGAAGAUGAAUUUAAUAAGGUUGAACCAAAAUUCUUGGAAGCUGCUCAGCACCAGCCACCUGAAGGUGACUCAACUUUACAGAAUGCAAUAGGAAUUUUGUAUAACCUCAGAAGGGAUUAUGCAAAAGCGUCUGACGCUUUGAAGGCAGCUGUUUCUAUCCAGCCAAAUGACCCACGUUUAUGGAACAGGCUUGGAGCUACCUUAGCAAAUGCUGGUUAUCCAGCCGAAGCAGUAGGCGCUUACCACAAGGCACUAUCACUUUACCCAAAUUAUGCGCGUGCCAAGUACAAUUUGGGAGUUGCCUGUAUGCGUUUGAGGAGCUAUGGAGAUGCCAUCGGUCACUUUUUGGGAGUGUUAGAGAUACAGGAAGGCAGCGGGAAGCUGAACUCUUCGACUGUUUGGAGCGUACUGCGAUCAGCAGUUAUAUCACUCUAUCCGCACAAUGCUCCAGAACUGCUCGAAGCAAUAUACGCGCGUGAUCUAGCGCGGUUCAAAACAGCUUUAUGA